AUGACGACACUCUUGCCGCGUAUUUGCAGACGUGGAAUUGCUUCCAGCCGAUCUUACGCAAAAACAACAUCCGAUGAGGCUUUUGAACAGAGAAAUCAACGUGGUCAAGAAGUCACGAGUGGUUUAAUCGAUGCGGCAUUUCGGAUACCAAGCUUUUCGAAAAUCGACACUUUGGCUAAAUAUUUGCAACAAAAUGUCAUACUUCAUGAACCGGGCCAUUUUCUUAUUAUUCCAAAGCCUUAUGGAGUGUCAUGUUUGGGGAUGAAACAAAAGGGUGGCGGUGUUUUUAAAAAUUCGGUUCACGACCAAAUCGACGACGAUGAAGAAUUGGAACAGAGCAAAAAGGGUAAUGAUAUCACAAUAUCCGAUUGCUUACCGUUAUUAGCGAAACACUUCCAAGAACCUCAGCUUCAAUUCUGUACUGGACUCAAAAGAAAUGUUUCGGGCCCUAUUGUAUUGCCAGCGAAUAAAACUGAUUUUCAACAUUUGUUGGCAUCAUUGAAACGAACUUCUUCAAAAGCAGAUGAUUUUGAACAACAUAAAGCUUUAGUUUUGGCAAUCGGACAGCCGGAUUUACCGACUAAAAGCUUAAAAGGAUACACCACUUUUCAAAAAGUCGGAAAUCAUAAAGAGUACGUAUUCGUUGAAGCGAAAGCGGAUAGACGAGCGCGAACUGGAAAAUAUGCCGUACAAAGUCAGAUUGCUUGGGAAGUUUUGGGGACGGCGAAUGGAAUUAGCCUGCUUGAUGUAUCAGUUUGGAAAUUUGCUCGUCACUUUCCACGUGUCGCCCUUUCACAUUUGUUAUGCCCAAUUCUCGGGGACACUAUGUACAUGAAUCGCAUAAUCGAGCUUGACGGAAAACCGGCACUCUUAGAUCCAAGACAGCUAUACAGACAGAAGAAUCCUACGUGGUUACCGCCAGACUUUCUGAGAAUAACCGGAAUAUCGAGGUCUAUGGUAAACCGGCUUCCAAUGAUGUGGCAUGUUUAUCGAACAAUGUAUCCGAACUAUGGAACAAGUGCGGAACAGCUGGAUUUGGUAGCAAGCUUGGAUCCGCCGACAUACUUUGUUGCAAUGGUUGAAGCACUUGGACUUUCUACUCACUUGACCCGCCAUCUGCAAAAAUACGAGCGC
Mesorhabditis belari is the source of this 1134-nucleotide messenger RNA. Lineage: Eukaryota; Metazoa; Nematoda; Chromadorea; Rhabditida; Rhabditidae. The record is from the annotation of a GenBank genome assembly.